Messenger RNA from Ochlerotatus camptorhynchus, 2887 nucleotides. RefSeq names its product probable RNA-binding protein 19. Bases 154 to 2748 code for a protein of 864 amino acids. The transcript has 5 exons. Gene Ontology annotation, molecular function: mRNA binding. Gene Ontology annotation, cellular component: nucleus; cytoplasm. Lineage: Eukaryota; Metazoa; Arthropoda; Insecta; Diptera; Culicidae. The record is from RefSeq and is a predicted model, not a curated record.
UACGAUUCGAAAUUUCGUCGCGAAAAACAUCGCAUGUCAAAGUGUGGAAACAAACUCACGUGCAUUUCGAAUGUAAAUAAUCUGUGCGGUGAUCAGUGUUCUGUUGUGUGGAAAGAAUAUUUACAAUAAUUUAGUGAUUCUUUCUAUGUACAAAUGUCGCGAAUAAUAAUAAAGAACAUCCCCAAUGGGUUUACAGAAUCCAAGCUACGGGACCAUUUCAGCGGGUGCGGAAUCGUAACGGAUAUACAACUGAAAUACACUCCGGAGGGCAAGUUCAGAAACUUUGGUUUCAUUGGCUACGAGACGGAAGAGCAGGCAUCGAAAGCCAUUGAUCAUUUUAAUAACACGUUUUUGAGGACUUCAAAGAUCAGCGUGGCCCCAUGCGCCGCAUUGAACGACGUAAAAGAUUUGAAUGUUUGGAGUAAAUAUAGCAAGAAGAAGCAGGAUGCAUCUGAUGAGCUCAAGCAACCGAAAGCGGUGAAAGAGAAACAGAAAAAAGAAACUGCUGCAGAUAUUCUGAAGAAGCACAAAAAUGAUCCACUGUUCAAGGAGUUUAUGCUAGCGCAGAACAAGGCUGGAACGGCUGUAUGGGACAAUCAGUUGCAAAAGUCUGAGAGUGAAGCUUCGGGCAGUGAAGAAGACGAUGAACCGGAAGCGGAAAAGCCAGUCACUCGAAAAGAAACGGUCGUUGAGAAAGAUAAGGAACGUAAAAUGAUUAAUUUGUUUGUGGCCAAAAUACACAAUAUUCCUUCAAAAAUCAAACGGCAAGACUUGCUUCGAUUCUUCAAACCCGUGAAACCGUACUCCAUACGGAUACCACCGAAACAGAAUGGAUUUGCCUAUAUAGGUUUCAAAACUGAAGCCGAGCUGAAUAAGGCGAUGUUGAAGGAUAAAAGUUUCCUAGGUGGAAAGCAAGUCAAAGUUGUGGAUUUUACCGCUAAAGAUCGGCUCAGGACCGAGGAGGAAAAAAAUCAGCUAAACAAAAAGGAAAAUCCUAAGUGGAUCAGACAAAAGGAAUCGGUUUGUAGCGAGAGCAUUGUAGAAACCGGAAAAUUGUUCUUUAGGAACCUUGCCUAUUCGGUCAAAGAGGAAGAUUUGAAGCAGCUGUUUGAAAAAUAUGGACCUGUUGUAGACAUUGAUAUACCAAUCGAUUCAAACACACGGAAGCUGAAGGGCUUCGGCACGGUUACAUUCCUGAUGCCGGAGCACGCCGUCCAGGCGUACAGUGAUUUGAAUGGUACUUUUUUCCAUGGACGAAUGUUCCACCUGCUGCCAGGCAAGGCCGACGCAGAGAAAGAAGAACCUGACGAAGAUGAAUCCAGUCUGAACUACAAACAGAAAAAAGAGAAGAAAUUGAAGAAAACUGCACAAUCUUCCCAUAACUGGAAUACGCUGUUCAUGGGUGAAAAUGCAAUCGCUGAAGCCGUUGCCAAAAAAUACGGAAAGUCAAAGGAAGAAGUGUUGAGCACCGAAGGAGGAACAACCAGUGCUGCGGUUCGGUUGGCUUUGGGUGAAACGGAAAUCGUUGGUGAAAUGGGUCGGUUUUUGGAGGAAAAUGGCAUUCAUCUCGAUGCAUUCAAUGGGAUUCCAAAAAAUAGAUCCAAUACGACGAUUCUCGCUAAAAAUUUGCCUUCCGGGACCGAAGUAAGCGAAUUGACGGAGCGUUUCGGUAAAUUUGGACUCCUGGGAAAGGUAGUUCUUCCUCCAAGUGGAAUAACAGCGGUUAUCGAAUUUUCGGAUCCCAGUGAGGCUAAAAAGGCAUUCAAGAAGUUGGCAUACUCGCGUUUUAAGUCGCUACCGCUUUAUCUCGAGUGGGCUCCCGAAAAUAUUUUUGCGAAGUCAGAGAAGGAAAUACCGGUAAAUGAAUCGGAUGAUGCCGCCGACAAUGCCAAUCCUAAAGAGACCAAAACGACCACAACAAAAGUCAAAGAAAAACAGACUCACCCGACGGAAAAUGUGGACGAAAAAGUAACGCCCAAACCGGAUGAAUAUUCCGAUCUUUCACCGGAAGAUGGCACAACACUAUUUCUUAAAAAUCUUAGUUUCCAAACCAAUGAGGAUUCUAUCCGCGAGACAUUCAAAAACAUUGGCCCUAUUCACUCGGUGCAGAUUGUGCGUCGAAAGGAUGGCGAUAAAAACGAGAGUCGAGGAUAUGGAUUUAUACAGUUCAAAUUACGGAAGUCGGCUGAUACGGCUUUGAAAAAUUUGCAUUCAGUUCACAUUGAUGGACGGAAGGUAGAGCUUUCUCGUAGCGAUAGAACCUUGAACAUCGAUGUCGGUACGAGUGCAAGAAAGGAGGCCAAACUGAAAAAGCAGACUGGUACUAAAAUUCUCGUUAGAAACGUCCCGUUCCAGGCGAAUGCCAAAGAAAUUCGCGAUUUGUUCAAGGUAUUUGGAGAGCUCAAAUCCGUGCGAUUACCGCGCAAAAUGGUAUCCGGUGCGGAUGAAAGUCAUCGAGGUUUUUGUUUUGUGGAUUUCGUUACGGAGAGCGACGCCAAACAGGCCUUCGAAGCGCUGUGUAAAAGCACCCAUUUGUAUGGUCGCAGACUGGUGUUGGAGUGGGCCGAGGCAGAGGAUGGAGUUGAAGAAUUGCGCAAACGCACGGCAGAGAAGUUUUCCGGGAUCAGAGGAUCCGAUGAUGCGAAGAGAAGUCGUAAAGGUGUUUUCGAUUCAUCCCACAUCGGAACAACCGAUCCAGGUCGGGGAGAGGAAAUGGAUGACGAAGAUGAUGGAGACGAUGGAUUCUAAACGUUUCUUUUACAACGUGUUAAUAAAGGUGUACUAGGUACAUCUUAAUCAAUUUUGAUUGUUUUUAAUUGACGGGGUCAGAAGAAAAGGGGUGCAAGUGACAAUCAGAAAUGGCCACUACUAUAUGAACCGUUACGAG